Molecule: messenger RNA, 1839 nt
Organism: Emiliania huxleyi CCMP1516
Lineage: Eukaryota; Haptophyta; Isochrysidales; Noelaerhabdaceae
Exons: 4
Coding region: 18-1655 (545 amino acids)
Molecular function (GO): chitin binding
Source: RefSeq, a predicted model, not a curated record
CACGUCACCAAAGCGCCAUGAACUCGUUCGCGCGGCGCGGCGUGGAGUCGAGUCCGUUCGUGCGAAUGCUGAAGCGGAGCGGACGCACGCGGCAGCGCACCCUCGUCGCAGCGGUGCUGGGCACCUUCUUCUGCUUUGCCGCCUUUUUCCAUCACUACGAGCAGAUCAACGACGACUCGACCGUCUUCACGUGGUUCGGCAUGCGAUCGGACGGGCGGUGCGGCCGCGACUUUGGCAUGGAGCACGUCAAGGAGAUCACCUGCGGCAAGGGCGCCUGCUGCUCCUCCCACGGCUGGUGCGGCCACGGAGAGGAGUACUGCUCGGUCGCGCUCGGCUGCCAGAACGGCUGCUGGCCGGCAGACCCGAAUGCACGGCCGGAGACGCCCGAUGACGAGCCGGACGACCGCUACCGCCACCACAUGAUGGACGACGACGGCGGCCACUACCGCGACCGCGAUAGGUACGAUGACUACCGACACGGCGACUACCACCACGACGACUAUCACCACAGGUACGACGACAUGCACCCCGACCACGACGAGCCCGACCACGAGACGAUGCUCGCACGGUUGCUCGGCCGUUGGUUCGACAGUGCGCUCGUCAUUCUCGGCCGCCACCCGCCUCUGGCCCGCCGCCUGCUCGGCGCCCUCGUUGCUUACCUGCGCCUAACGCCAAUUCGACUUGGCCAGCGCUCGCUGCUCGCCUUCUGCACGCGCUCGCUCCUUCCUACACUCCCGCCCUUUGACGACGCGGUCGUACCGCUCCGGGCGUGCGAAGCCGUCCGGCUCCGCUGCUUCCAGCUCGGCGGCUCGCACAAGGCAGACAUUCUGUCUGAGUGGCUGCUGCUGACGGGAGUGUGGCAGCCCGCCCUCACGAGCUACCUGCUGCGCGCGCUCUCGCCGGGCGACACGCUCAUCGACGUGGGCGCCAACACGGGCUACUUUGCGCUGCUGGGCGCCGCGAGGGUCGGUAGUCGUGGCAGCGUCGUCGCCGUCGAGGCCUGCCCGCGCACGCAUGAGCGGCUGGUGGCGAACGUGGCACUCAACCCCGGGCUCACGGUCGAGGCGGUGCAGGCGGCCGCCGCGGACGCCGAGGGCGAGCUCACGCUCUACCAGCACAAGCGCGAGCCGCUGUACAACACGACGGUGGCCGGCGCGGGGGCAGGCGGCGUGGCGGCGGGCACCGAUGUGUGGGCGCUGCUGCAGGGGAGCGGCGCGCUCGGCGCGCUCGGCGGAGCGGGCGCGAGCGGCGCCAUGGGCGAGGUGCGCGCCGCGCCGCUCGACGCGCUGCUCAGCGAGGAGCAGGUGCGCACUGCGCGGCUGCUCAAGGUGGACGUCGAGGGCGGGGAGUGGGCGGUGCUGCGCGGCGCGGCUGCGCUGCUGCGCGACGCACCGCCCACGCUCGAGGUGGUGGUCGAGGUGACGCCGCGGUGGCUCGCGCUGCAGGGGAGCAGCGUUCCCCAGCUGCUGCGCCACAUGCGAGCCCUCGGCUUCUGGCCCUACCUCCUGGCGCACGACGACUACGAGAUCCGAAGAGCGCUGCCGCCGCCGCCGCCGCCUCCGCCGCCCCGCCGGCUGCGCUCCGACGAGCUGCCCGCCGGCUGCGACCAGGCUGACCUCGUCUUCAGCCGCAGGGACGUCGAGGCUUUGGUCUGACAUUAGAGAGAGAUGGAUUGCGCUGUGGAGGACAUACAGUCGAGUCCGCCCCGAGCAAAAGAGCAGUUGCCGGGCCGGGGCUACAACUCCCGGGUCUGGCCGGCGCAAGCGCGCAACAGUGGAACGUAGUUUCUGGAGUACGUGGGUCCGUUAUACUCGUAGUCGUACAUGCAGGUUAUAUUCC